Molecule: messenger RNA, 522 nt
Organism: Adineta ricciae
Lineage: Eukaryota; Metazoa; Rotifera; Eurotatoria; Adinetida; Adinetidae
Source: the annotation of a GenBank genome assembly
AUGGUGAACAGUAAGUUUUUCUUUAUCCAUUUGGAUAUAAUCGAAAAUCAGAACUCUCAUAAUGAUCCCCAGGUCGAUCAUUUCGGUGACUGGAUCCGUUUAAACCUCAGUCGGUUUCGGCAAAUUCCUUGUCGCCGGAUUCCGGUCGGAAAUUUACAGGAAAUGUCCGGUCAAUUCCUGACUGUUUCUAGCCCAAAGUUUGCAGGAAAUGACGGUUUCAAAAUCGGAAGAAUCAUUGAGAUCCAUGACAACUAUUUCUUGGUGCAAUUGUUCCACUACAAACUCGAUGUCAAAUGUGAGAAUAUAACAGAGGAUGAAAUCUUAGUCAACUUCGGUGGUAAUGGAUCGAAAUCGAUAUUUGACUUUGAUCACAAUAGACAAAUGAUUUUGUCUCGCAAAAUGAAAUAUAUGAACUCUGAUACGUCGAUGUCGCUGAUUGCUAUCAUCGCUGACCUUGAAGAAAACGAAUCAGGCCAUUCUCGACAUCUCUGUCUAUUUGAUUCUUUUCCUGUUCUCCGAUGA